Molecule: messenger RNA, 2188 nt
Organism: Rhipicephalus microplus (southern cattle tick)
Lineage: Eukaryota; Metazoa; Arthropoda; Arachnida; Ixodida; Ixodidae
Biological process (GO): activation of innate immune response
Cellular component (GO): extracellular region
Molecular function (GO): chitin binding; RNA binding; double-stranded DNA binding
Source: RefSeq, a predicted model, not a curated record
GCGAGCGAAAGUAGGCCGCUCCAACGUGACGCCCGGAUAGAAAUCGCCGCGGCGAAACAGAAAGUUGUGCACUCGCCCCGUCCGAUGCAGCUGAGCUGACGCCGUUCACUCCAUCCCGCGCUCGCGCGCGCGCCCCACUCCUGCCUUCUCCAUCCGUCGACUCCGCUUGCUCCGCGUGCUCCGAGAGCAUCCCAUCCACCGACGCAGCAGCGUCUUCCGCUGCAAGGCGUGACUGAGCCCGUCCCGUUCCCGACGUUACGCCGCCUCAUCGGCGCCCCGUCGGUCUUCGCUCGUGCGCUUGUGUUUUGUGUGUGUCGGUGCCGGCGAAACUGAGGAUUAACUUCGGUGUGGUGUGCGCUCGAAGUGCAAAAAGUGACUCCAUCUCCUCCGUGAAAGGCGUCAAUUUUGGUCUCUUCUGCGACGUCGUUGUCUCGGUGCGCGUUCUACCGAUCACGUCAGUCGGUGUGUUUCUAUACACCGUUCUUGCAAGAAGGACGCCAAAGAGUCUUUUGUUUCGACUGUCAGCAACGCUGUGAAAACGAUGACUGGAGUGGCGACGAUGUCGAUCACUGGCUGCGCCUUGGCGUUCUGCUGUCUUCUGAGCUAUGCCGAAGGUGGCCGCCACCGUAUUCCUGUAGAGGCUGCACAGUUUGGCAAUGACACGGCCACGAAAUCAGCGUUCCUGUUCAGCCAGAGGAGGAGUGCGAAGUUUCCCAUUAUGCGACCCAGGCUGAGGACCACCACGAGAAGUCCGCUGCCCGACCCGCCGCCAACCACGCCCCGCCAAGAGAACCUGUGAAGCGGCAGGCGGUGCUCGAGUCGGUGCUCAAGCAGGCGGACAUCUUCGAGCUGUCGUCGUCGGACUUCAGCCCCGCGGUGGCGUGGCCCGUGCCCCGGCGGCCGGCGUCUCGCCGGUUCCGUCCCAACGCCAUCUCUCAGCCGUCCACGGCGCGUCCUCUGCUCAAGCUGCGACAGCCGAAGCCCACGAGGCCCCCCGCGUACUCGCUGGACGGGUUCGUGCCCAAGCCGUCCAUCAUCCGCAUCACCACCACCGAGGCGCCGCCGCACAUUCGCAAGAUGUACGCGUCGCCCAAAACCGAGGCGCCCCCGUUCCGCAAGAACGCGCCUCGCUUCGGAUCGAAGAAGUCUAAGACAAAGCCGCUGACGAACGAUUACGACGACGACGGUCACUUCCGGAAAGGCCGCAAGCACCACGACUCCAGCGGCCGCAAGGGCGUGCAGCGCAUCAUGGGCAGCCGGGGACCUCGCAAGGGAAUUCCGGGAGUCGACUACCCCAACUUCCACCGCAUCCCGACCACGGGCUUCGACUGCAACGACAAGCAGUUUCCCGGCAUGUACGCCGACCCCGACGCUGGCUGCCAGGUGUGGCACAUGUGCACCGGAGUUCCUAACCUGGGAGCGAGACACAGCUUCCUCUGUCCCAACGGCACCAUCUUCAACGAGCGGAGGGGUGUCUGCGAUUGGUGGUACAACGUCGAAUGCAGCGAAUUCACCCUCUGAGCUCGAACCAGUCGUUCUCCUUGAAGCGUGUACGGAUCCGCUCACCCGGCCGUUUUGGAAGGCUCUGACGAGGAUGGUCUGUGGCUGGAACCAGUGAAGAUCAACAGGAUGGUGCUUAGCCAGCAGCCGUGGAUAGGAAUGACUGGACCAGAACCUCCUGCCACCAUGGAUGACGUCUACGUGCUGUUCGGGGUGCUGCUGUGCAACCUGCAUUCCGAGGCCGGCACCAUCUUCAACCGUGAUUGGUUCCAGAACCAAAUAAACGACCUUGUCUAGCUGUUUCCCGGGGUUUCGGUGCCCCCAGCAGUGCCGCUGUACAGCGAGUCGCAGGCAGAGGCACUCUCUGCAUUUGGAAAACAGUGGCCUUUCACCACAACAGAGAUCCUCUGCACUAUCAUAGAAGACCGUUUCCAGGGACCAAUGAAGCGUCUCCAGGAAUAUGUGUGCGCACAGUGGAGAAUCGCCGAGAUUGUUCGGGAAGUACAAGUCAGCGUGGACUGAUUCUCGUGGAGUACAACCUGCUGAGGAUUCAAUGCAAUCGCCUGCAAGUUACCGCUCCCGUGGCUCUCGCGGUGCUGCAGCCCCUGCAAGCCGCGACAGACCAAGUUCCAGCAGCGCAGGAAACUCUGCAGUGCAGAGAUUACACGAAAUAAACACUUGUUUUACA